AUGCGAUACGACACCGAGAACAACCCUCUAUUUUCAUACGUCCUUCCUCCCUUACCUCAAUUCCCUUUACCACCUUUGCCUCGUAUUGUCGAUACCGAUCUAUACGAACAGGUGAUCUCUCACGUAUCGAUCCAAUGCUUGACCCGACGGAGCGUGAUGGCUUUGGCGGAACCCGAGGAAGAUUGGGAGAAGGCAGUGGAUUACGAGAAACUGGAACAUUUGGGAGACGCUAUACUGGAGAAUGUGGCCACGGGGUUGAUCCAUGAGGAGUUUCCUUGGUUGAGGCAGGGUGGUGCUGCUAUCAUUCGAGAUUACCUGGUAUCCAAUGCUACACUCGCUCAACUUUCAGUGAUGUACAAUAUACCUCUACUUAUCAAGGCGGACCCAUCCUCGAUCUUAUACGUCAGAUCGUCAGAGAAGAUCCAAGCGUCAGUACUGGAAGCGUGGAUUGCGGGUGUAUAUUACAAUUAUCUCAAGUAUGGCUCCGUACAAGAUGAAGAGGACGAAGAGGAUGGCGAGGAUGGCGAGAAACCGCCCAAAAACCUCCAACCUGUCCUGGAACCUAUCAGAUCUUGUCAAUCGAUCAAUACUGAUCUGAAGGUAGAAGAAGUGAAGAAGAAGAGAGACGAGGUCUCUCAUACUGCCGAUUUGGAAAAUCUGAUCAAUACCAUGAUGAUCGCUUCUACUUUCAGUAGAUCGACUACCGUCGUCCACACGACAACUGUAUCGAGUACGGAGAUCAGUACAAUUCCAGGUCCUGGUUCAGAAAGUCUUGUCGCUACAGGUAUCAAUAAUCAGUCAAGCGAUCUGCCAGACGACUCAAGCCUACAGUCAUCCCAGCUCCUACUACCUUCGCAAUUAUCUUCUUUACUCAUGACCGAUACCUCCGCAGAAAAACGACAACCGCCCUUGAUCUCACCUCGUACCAAAGGCCAAGCAUUCGAUUACGUUCACUCAUGGCUCCAACCACUCCUGACGCCAUAUUGCCGAUGGAUAUACACCUUAUUGCUGGAAGAACAAAAUAAGAUCUUAUCAACGCUUCCACCGGAAGUACCUAAAUUGGUGAUUCCAGAUCAUUGGAAAGAGGAAGAUAGGAAGUCCAUGGGAAUGCCCCAAGCUCUAUCGCAACACCCUUGGAUCAAAAAUGUAGGUAAUAAACCUGUUUAUGUGAAGGAACCGAAAGUUGGGCAGAGGUGGAAGGUCACUUGUAAAGUCGUUGAUCUCGAUGGUAAAGAAUUGCUUGGAGAAGCUAUUCGACCUAACGUACAGGCUGCUAAGAAUGUUGCGGCUUGGAUGAUCUAUAGGCAGUUGGGUCAAUGA
This is a messenger RNA of Kwoniella botswanensis, 1320 nucleotides long. RefSeq lists its product as uncharacterized. Bases 1 to 1320 code for a protein of 439 amino acids. The record is from RefSeq and is a predicted model, not a curated record. Gene Ontology annotation, molecular function: ribonuclease III activity. Lineage: Eukaryota; Fungi; Basidiomycota; Tremellomycetes; Tremellales; Cryptococcaceae. The transcript has 4 exons. Gene Ontology annotation, biological process: RNA processing.